This is a messenger RNA of Haliotis rubra (blacklip abalone), 2676 nucleotides long. Its product is annotated as guanosine-3',5'-bis(diphosphate) 3'-pyrophosphohydrolase MESH1-like. NCBI's taxonomy places the organism in Eukaryota, Metazoa, Mollusca, Gastropoda, Lepetellida, Haliotidae. Gene Ontology annotation, molecular function: guanosine-3',5'-bis(diphosphate) 3'-diphosphatase activity. The coding region runs from base 447 to 1001 and encodes 184 amino acids. The transcript is spliced from 5 exons. The record is from RefSeq and is a predicted model, not a curated record.
CAAGUCUAGGUAGUGUGCAGAAUCCCCGCCAGGUGUCUCUUCGCUGUUGGGGAUUUCCUAAGCUGGUUCCCGGCUCCCUUUGUGCGCACUAACUUGCUAGACGGAGCCCAGCUUAGGGAUUCCCUACUGACGUGUAGAUAGGCUGGGGCCCGUCUCUUCAUAUCGCAAGUUCAUGACGCGCACAGAGAGCUCGGAACCAGCCCAACACGUGGACGUCAUUGAAAGGAUAUUUACAGAGGUUAUUGUCGGUCUUCUCAAGGAAUCUGAAGGAAGAUCACCUGAAGGUCAUUCAACAGCCACAGUCUGUCUCAAAAUGUGUUUCCUGCCCUGAGCAAGUUGUGGUGCCAGCUACUCUUAGUGUUAACCAACAAGUCCAGGUGCCGUUACUCUCAGCACUGCUAGCCAGUAUUACCAAUCAAGCACAGGUGUCCACAUCAGCCGAAGCCAUGCAGACUACAGAGACUGGCAGCAUCACCAGAGAAAUCAUCAGAUGUGCCAACUUCUCAGCCAUAAAACACAAAGAUCAGCGGAGAAAAGACCCCGAGAUGACUCCCUACAUCAACCACCCAAUAGGUGUGGCGUAUAUAUUGACAGAAGAGGCUGGCAUCACAGACCUUAGUGUCAUCCAGACAGCUCUGCUGCAUGAUACUGUGGAAGAUACCAGCACAACCUUUGAUGAAAUCGAGGCAGAGUUUGGGAAGGAGGUUCGAGAUCUAGUAGUGGAGCUAUCUGAUGACAAGACGCUAAUGAAAGAAGACCGGAAACGUCUUCAAAUUGAACACGCGCCCCACGCCAGCCCCAAAGCCAAGCUAGUGAAGCUAGCAGACAAACUAUACAACUUGCGUGAUCUCCAGCGUACAGUGCCGCGUGGAUGGUCACAACAGCGGAUGCAGGGAUACUUUAUAUGGGCAGCUCAAGUUGUAGCAGGACUGCGUGGAACAAAUAAAAUCAUGGAAGAAGCCCUUGAUAAAAUCUUCAAAGAGAGAAAUGUAGAUGUUUGAUAGCAGUGGCCAGUUUAGGCAAAUGCAGUUGUCUCCCCUUAGGUCUAUAAGGAUCCUGUGAUCAUGGUGGAUGUUAAUGGAGAAAUGUAAGAAAUCAGGUGCCAGCUUGGAGAAGGUGCAAUUGUCUCCCUUAGGUGUAUAAGGAUUCUAUGGUCUGUCUGCACCAUACAGUGCUCUAAUUUUAUCCAAGACUUGUAUUACUUGGGCUUUCCUUCCAUAUUAAGCUGACUCGCUGUGACUUGACUGAAUUAUUGUUCCAAGUGGUAUUCAACUCCGCCAACUCUCACAUUCACAUAAGACUUCACAUGGUUUUGGUGUAUUCAGGAACUCGGGUUUGUACUUGAAAGGAGAUAAUAUUGUGUUUAAACAGACAGAGUUACAUCCCUUGCAUAUGUUCAGGAAGAGAAAUGAUCCAAUAAUUUUUGUUAUAUUUAUUGUUGAUAUUGUGUUUAAGCAGACAGAGUUACAUCCCUUGCAUAUGUUCAGGAAGAGAAAUGAUCCAAUAAUUUUUGUUCUAUUUAUUGUUAAUAAUCAAAUGUCCAUAAUAUACUCAGCCGGCUUCAAAAAAGUGAACCGGUUUUUGACAAGUAUUUUCUCAGCGAUAGAUAAACCGAAUGUAUUUUAAAAAAUCACGGAGUAACCCUAGUGUAUCAUCAACAUGUCUACAAAAUAUCGCAGAGAUUGGUCACAAAUUAUGCGAGUAUUGUAAAAUUCAAAACAGCAUGUCCGAAAAUGCAGUGCCAUAUGGGAUUCCCUCAAGGAGAAAGUUUACAGAGGAGUGAGAGACAAAUUGACCAAGCAGACGUUAAAGGACAGGAUAAUUAUGUCAUGGCAGGAGAUAUCGGUAGAAGAAAUAUGUAAAAGCAUUUCUGUUUGGAAUAAAACAGCUUCGUUUAGUUGUGGAGGAAGAUGGAGGCCAUGUUGAGCAUAGACUGAAAUAAGUGAGUUUUCUCUUGAUAUUGCAUAUUUGGACAUAUUGUUUUGACAAUACCCACUUAAUUUGCCUCCAGUUUUCUUAGAUAUUUUGUAGACUUGUUGAUGAUACCAUAGGGUAACUCGGUGAAAAUGUUUAAUAAAUUCGGUUUAUUUAUCGCUGAUAAAAUACUUGUUAAAAACCGCUUCACUUUUUGGGGGACACCCGAUAUACAAUGUACACACAAGAGAUCCAAUAUGAGUUUGGCAUAGGCUAGUACGAUGUGGCCGAGCCAAUACAUCAGGCUAGUACGAUGUGGCCGAGCCAAUACAUCAGGCUAGUACGAUGUGGUCGAGCCAAUACAUCAGGCUAGUACGAUGUGGCCGAGCCAAUACAUCAGGCUAGUACGAUGUGGCCGAGCCAAUACAUCAGGCUAGUACGAUGUGGCCGAGCCAAUACAUCAGGCUAGCACGAUGUGGCCAAGCCAAUACAUAUUUUCCUCCUUAUUGCAUUCCUUCAUAACAUUCAAGGCCUCAGGGCGUAGAUCAAUGAUCAUGCUGUUGAUCACUGGAUUGUCGGGUCCAGAUUAUUUACAGACCUCCGUCAUAUAGCUGGAAUAUUGCUGAGUGCAGCGUAAAACUCAACUCACUCACUCAUGGCCUCAAGGAAACUUUCAGAAAAUUUUAUGGUUGAUAUGUUGGGAAACUUUUGACACAUCAGUGUAAUGUUUGAUGUCCAAUGCAAUUAAAGUUGUGAACAAUU